Penicillium odoratum is the source of this 537-nucleotide messenger RNA. RefSeq names its product molybdopterin synthase catalytic subunit. Lineage: Eukaryota; Fungi; Ascomycota; Eurotiomycetes; Eurotiales; Aspergillaceae. Gene Ontology annotation, biological process: Mo-molybdopterin cofactor biosynthetic process. Gene Ontology annotation, cellular component: cytosol. The transcript has a single exon. Gene Ontology annotation, molecular function: molybdopterin synthase activity. The record is from RefSeq and is a predicted model, not a curated record. The coding region runs from base 1 to 537 and encodes 178 amino acids.
AUGACAACCUCACAACCCCAAUCCCCCCUCCCAGCCCAUUUGGAUCCGAAUACCUACCCCCGCACCCACAACCCAACAAAAAACAUCCACCUAACACUGACCUACACCCCACUCGAUGCAAACAUCUACCUCGCACAAACUUCCUCCCCGGCAGCCGGCGCAAACAUACUAUUCCUCGGUACAACACGUGACACAUUCGAGGGCCGCCCUGUUUCACAACUUAGUUACACUUGUUACCCACCCCUAGCGUUAAAAACGCUUACGGAUAUCGCCGAGGCUGCCAUCGAGCGACAUGGACUGAUUGGUGUGAGCAUCGCGCAUCGCAUGGGGAUCGUACCUAUUGGAGAGGCUUCGAUUGCUAUCGCGGUCAGUGCGGGACAUCGGGGAGCGGCUUGGAGGGGUGGGGAGGAGGUGCUUGAGAAUUGUAAGGAGAGAGCGGAGAUUUGGAAGAGGGAGGAGUUUGUUGAUGGGGGGAUGGAGUGGAGGGCUAAUGCUGAUCGGGAUGCGGAGGGGAAGUUAGUUUCUGGAAGUUCAUGA